Messenger RNA from Capronia epimyces CBS 606.96, 855 nucleotides. RefSeq lists its product as uncharacterized. Lineage: Eukaryota; Fungi; Ascomycota; Eurotiomycetes; Chaetothyriales; Herpotrichiellaceae. The transcript is spliced from 2 exons. Bases 1 to 855 code for a protein of 284 amino acids. The record is from RefSeq and is a predicted model, not a curated record.
AUGGAUAACGCUCCUUCUACACGUCCGUCGUCCCUUGAGAAUAGCACCAGUACAACCAGAUCUCGUUCGCUCCCACGCAAACAAGCAUCAUACGAUGCCUCAGCCUUGACCAUAAACCCGUCCCCUCUCCUCACCUCGUCUCUCCACUCCCGCAACUCGGCCACAUCUGCGCAAGAGUCGGCAUACCUGAAGCGAGCACGCUGGCUUGGAUGGGUUCGACUCGGUCUUGCCUUGCUCACACUUGGCUCUGCCACGGCCGCUGCUGGCUGCGCAGGCCACGUUCUGCGCAGGUAUAACGCAACGCACUUGGCCAGCGGAUGGCAUCUAUCUCUUUGGCCUCUAAACGUUGACUUGAGACCUACCUUGGCCGUUGUGGCUUCUGCUGCCAUAAUCACCGCUGCCAGCCUCGGGUACUUGGUGCUCUGGCUGAUCCCAAGCCCACACUCCCGCACGCUGUUGUACAACUUUGUCUUCCUCGGCUCAUCGCUUGUCGGCGUAGUUCUCUGCGUUUUCACCAUCCCGUUCAACUUGAUCCUGGUCAAUCCGUCAAGUCAUCAUCAGCGGGAGUCACUGCAGUCUUGGACUUGCAAAUUUUCCGAUGGCGCUUCUCGAUUCAACUCCGAUGCCCAGUCACUUCAAAUACCAGUCUUUGCCACCCACGGCGUUCCCGUGCCUGCCGGAUUCGAGAGGCUGUGUAUGGAGGCUCAGGUGGGCACGGGCCUGAUGAUUGCAGUGUUGGUCUUGGAGGCAGCUAGCUGCGCCCUAGCCGGCGUGGGGAUAUUGCUAGAAAAACAGAUGACCAAGGCAAGAAGAGAGAGGUAUGCCAAUUGUGAAAAGGGUGAGCAUGGGUCUUAG